CCCUUUUCAGACAUGAGCCCUCUGGGUUCGCCCCCUCCAGGCCCAAUGCAGCUCCCUCAUCAGGCCUCACCCACCAACCGAGUGACCAGACUAUUGUUGCCAUGGAGACUGUGGGCGUUCUGGUCGCCCCGGUGACCGUCACCUCUUCUCCCAGCCUGGGUUCUAAAGGCGUCAGUCAAGGCCCUCCCCUAUCGGCCCUAAACCACAACUGCCCCUUCCUGCCCUUCCCCAAGUCGGAUCCAAGGAGCGCCUUUGCGAAGUUCUGCAGAUGCCCAAAUCCUCUCCCCAAAUAGUUCCAGGCCAGACCGUUCACCGCUCAGCACCUGCAGGCCUGGCUCAUUCACACUUGAGUCUCCCCAGGCCUCAGCUCUCCCCUUCCGGUCCUAAGGCAAGAGCCUGACCCAAGGACUUGCAACAACCAAGCCAAAGGCCCUGGAGUCCCAACCUAAUGAAGCCUGUACCCUGUUCUACCACUAGAUGGAAGCAGACGAGGCCACAGAAGAGACUCAUACCACCAUGGAUGCAGAACUGCACCCCUCUUCAAAAGACCCCCCUGUUGAAGAUUUACAGGCGCCCCCCUUGGAACCGUCCACCCCUGAGGCUGCUUUAGAGCCUCAGGCCUCUCAAGACAUUUUUGUGCCAUCCCCUGCCCAGACCCCCUUAGGGUCACAUAACUCUGAGUCCCCUUCGGUGCCAUCCCCUGCCCAGACCCCCUUGGAGCCCCAUGCUUCUGAAUCUCCCUUGGAGCCUGCCAUCUCUCACAUCUCUUUACAACAGGCCAUCUCUGAGGCCCCUUUGAAGACCCCGACCUCUGAGACCCUACUGGAGACUCCCAUCUCCAAAGUCCCAGAUAAACACCUUUCUUUUCAGCCCUCAUCAGUCAUUCAUGUCUCUGGGUCUUCCUCUGAGGUUUUGAAGGAAGGUUCCCUCUCUGAGCCUUCUUCCAGUGAGAUCUCACGAACAAGGAGGGCCACCCAGGUCCCUGAAGUUGAGCACCUUCCAAAGCACUCCCUUCCGGGCCCUUCAGCCCAUUUCUACACAGUCACAUCUGCAAAGCAGAAGGAUGAUGCCGAAGAAGAUGAGGAGGGAGAGGAAACCAGCGACGCCACUGCUCACACAGCCCUGCCUGGACACCAGACGGGCAAGAAGAAGGCAAAGAAAGAAGUUAUCUGCCACCCUGUGGACCCUGCUAAUCAGGCAGAGUCGGUGGAAGCAGCUAAGACAAUGCACAGAGAGCAAUUUGGUACUCAGGUGAACUAUGUUUUCCAAUGGGAGAAGAAUGCAGCCCUGAAUGCCAUCCAGUCAGUGCCUCCCCAUCUAGGUCUGUACGUUGGCUGGCGCUGCCCCCAUUACCUAUGGGACUGUUUCCGGAUUAGGGAUGAAUCCAAGUGCUUUUGUGGCCACCUGCUGAGAGAGCAUCAUGUCAUCUCAGACAUUUCUGUGCCCUGCCGCGUGAGCCAGUGCCGCUGCCUCAUGUUCUGCUUUAUCCCAUCACGCCCAGAGGAGGUGGGUGAGUUCUGGCUCAAGAGACGGGCCACCUUUGACCCCAAGGCCUGGAGGGCCCAGUGUCGCUGCAAACACAGCCACGAAGACCACGCAGCCACCAGGUCCCAUCCCUGCAGACAUCCUGGCUGUUGCUGCAACUGUUUUGAGUCUAAUUUCCUCUGUGCGGCCUGUGACCGGCGCUGGGAGGAACACGAGACCUUCUUUGAGACUGAGGAGACCCGGCGGCGAGGAGGGAGACCUCAUGGGACACACACUGUCAGCAACUGGCGCAGGCCGAUGUGAGCCUGGCCCAGACCAGCAAUAAAGGGGAACCACUGGAAUCUGA
Molecule: messenger RNA, 1831 nt
Organism: Oryctolagus cuniculus (rabbit)
Lineage: Eukaryota; Metazoa; Chordata; Mammalia; Lagomorpha; Leporidae
Source: RefSeq, a predicted model, not a curated record